Messenger RNA from Rotaria sordida, 327 nucleotides. NCBI's taxonomy places the organism in Eukaryota, Metazoa, Rotifera, Eurotatoria, Philodinida, Philodinidae. The record is from the annotation of a GenBank genome assembly.
AUGUAUCCAAAGCAAGUACAAGGUCAAAUACCGGCUGCUAAUGUUAUGAAAAAGAAACCAGGUUCUACUACUAAAGUCCAGACCAUUUUGGAUGCUUUUAAACUUUUCUUUACGAAUGAAAUUCUUGAUGGAAUUGUUUUUCAUACAAAUCGUUAUGCCGAACAAUGUUUUAAUCAAAAUACAAGAUCACGACAAGCUUCCAACACUGUAAGCUCAAAAUCACGUCGCUGGCAACCAACAGAUCGUGUUGAAUUAGAAGCUUUUAUUGGAUUAUUGAUCCAGUCUGGUGUAAAUCGAAGCAACCACGAAUUACUUAAUGAUUUAUAG